Messenger RNA from Cooperia oncophora, 432 nucleotides. NCBI's taxonomy places the organism in Eukaryota, Metazoa, Nematoda, Chromadorea, Rhabditida, Trichostrongylidae. The record is from the annotation of a GenBank genome assembly.
AUGGAGACCUCGGCACCGGUAGCUUCUGAUGCUUGGUCAUAUCUCAAGUCCGCAAGCUUCUUCAGAGAUCUGAUCGACGUCGCUCAAAGGGUCAAAAAGUCAAUAGUCGAUACUGGAUAUAAAAUGUUCUACACCAGAUGCGAGCGCCGCGUUGCCGCAGCUCAAAAGAAGGAUCGGCCAGAUCUUGAAAAAAUUGGAUGGGACUCUCAGAGCUACGCUAAAACGUUCAAGCUACCUCCUCUUGAAGACAAAAUGGUCAGAGUAAACGGGAAAACAACAACUGUGGAAGAAUUCCGUGAAAAAUACGAAAAACCGCGGAUUCCAUGCGUUAUAACAGGUCUAACCGACAACUGGAAGGCAAAAGAUAACUGGCAAGUCAAGGUAAUCGCUAACCAGUUUACAUGUACUUCUUUUACAAGUGUGACUUCUAAA